UGAUGACAGUCCAAACGAUCGUGUUUAUGAAUUCCAUAAAAGCCCCAUAUGACAUACAUUUUAAAGGAAUAAGUUAAAUUUACAAUAUUUAGCACAAAUCACGACUCAGUGUGUACUAUAAUAUGGGUGUCCACCAAUGAUCUCAAUUUAAACAGGACAUAAACAUUACAUGAUACAGCUUCUGUAGGUGUAUGAACUCCUACUUGUAGUAUAUGGCCUCCACAAUUAGGAAGCACUUACAACCAGUUGCUACAGUGAUUUUAAGUGAAGAGGUUGUUGUUCUGCAAGAUAAGCACUCUUAUGCAAUUAUGGGUGUCCUGUUUACUUGAUCUCACGUCUGCUAGGGUCAAUAGAGACCAAUCAUUGGCACCUAUAAUUGGGGAGUUUCUGCAUAAAGUAGGAGUUCAAAAGCUUAUUAUUGCUAUCGCCAACCUUUGUGUGGGUGAAGUAGUCUACUAUAGUUCAAAUGGUGUUUUGUCUGCACAUACUGACAUAUUAAUUUAUACAUGUACAUUUGUAUAUAAAAGAGAAUGUCUGGAUACUUUCUCUUCCUUGUUGUAGUCCUUGCCUUCAUGGCUGCCACUGGUUAUGCCAAUGAUUCUUGUUGCGGCAAUGGGCCUGUCUAUUGUCUUAAAGCAACAAAAGAUGUCUUCCUGGAAGUUGGAUCAAGAAACAUGAACUCGUACAAGUUUCUUAUAUUUGGCAAGCAUCCUGGUUUUGUCAAGAAAAGGAUUCUCAUUCAGUUUGGUGACAUACCUACAGAAUGUGAUAAAAUUGUUUCAGCAAAACUUUACUUGAAGUAUUGGUAUUCGCACAAAGCCAGCUAUAUAAAAACUUUAGUUAAUAUCAAUAGGACAGUUCAAGUCCAUCAGAUCAAAGAAGAUUGGACAGAGUCGCAGGCAACAAGUACUUAUCGCAAGACUGGAGUAAAAUGGAGCAAACCUUAUCUUGCUCUUGAUGGGACUGAUGCAAAUCCAAAUACUUUGGACACUGUUAUCUUCCCUCCUACUAAAUCAUGGCUUCAACUGGAUAUCACUGAAGCAGCACAAAACUGGAAGAAUGGAGAGGAAAAUUAUGGAGUUGUUAUUUGGACAACAAAUGAGAAUGAUGAUGCACGGGACAUUCGCUUUCGUAGCCGUGAACACAGCACUGAUAAGCCAUUCCUCUCCAUCUUUUGCAACUGAUUCUAAACUGAUUUGAGUUAGUCAGGUCAUGAACUUGAAUUUUUUUACAAGUAGUUUUGUUUUUAGGCCAUUUUUUGAUAUUUUUUGUAUUAAUUAAAAGAAUUAAUUUCACAAGUUAUUUGAACUUGAACUUAA
Molecule: messenger RNA, 1319 nt
Organism: Amphimedon queenslandica
Lineage: Eukaryota; Metazoa; Porifera; Demospongiae; Haplosclerida; Niphatidae
Exons: 4
Coding region: 531-1184 (217 amino acids)
Source: RefSeq, a predicted model, not a curated record